Messenger RNA from Solanum verrucosum, 1663 nucleotides. RefSeq lists its product as uncharacterized. NCBI's taxonomy places the organism in Eukaryota, Viridiplantae, Streptophyta, Magnoliopsida, Solanales, Solanaceae. Gene Ontology annotation, cellular component: membrane. The record is from RefSeq and is a predicted model, not a curated record. Bases 158 to 1378 code for a protein of 406 amino acids. The transcript has 13 exons.
CUUCUUCUUCAUUCAAAUUAAGUUUAGCAACAACACUUUAAUUUGGAAUCAACUGCAUUUUCAGCUUCAAACGCGUGCGAUUCUCGAUCUGUUACGGAUGGGGAGGUGGUAGAGGAAUUGAAGAAUUCAACUUCCCCUGCAUUGCUACUUUAAUGCCAUGACAACAGGUGAAGGCUCUAAAGAAGAAAUGGAGGGAAGAACUAUUGAGAGAUAUAGCAAGAUCAAGCACGGUUCCUGGUUAGACCAAUUUCGACAUGGCUCUAAUCCUUGGAUGGCUAGAUAUCUUUACGCCAUAUUGUUUCUCAUUGCUAAUUUAUUAGCUUGGGCUGUUCGUGAUUAUGGCCAUAGCAUUUUGAAAGAAAUGAAGAGACUUAAAGGAUGUAAUGGUGGUGAAGACUGUAUGGGUGCAGAAGGAGUAUUGAGAGUAAGCUUGGGGUGUUCUCUAUUCUAUUUCGCCAUGUUCCUAUCUACAGCUGGUACUUCGAAAUUAAAUGACCGCAGAGAAUUAUGGCACUCAGGAUGGUGGUCUGCCAAGCUUUUCAUGAAUAUUUCUCUAAUUGUACUACCCUUUCUUCUUCCAGCAGAGAUUAUUUCAAUCUAUGGCCAGGUUGCGCAUUUUGGUGCUGGGGUAUUUUUACUAAUCCAGCUUAUAAGUAUAAUCAGUUUUAUCACAUGGCUCAACGAUUUCUGUCAUUCUGAGAAAUAUGCUGUGAGAUGCCACGUCCAAAUGAUGUUACUUGCAACAGUUGCAUAUGUUAUAUGCAUCCUCGGGAUCAUCUUAAUGUACAUUUGGUAUACGCCUCAACCAUCGUGCCUUCUUAAUAUCUUCUUCAUCUCCUGGACAUUAGUACUCCUCCAACUCAUGACCAGUGUUUCUCUCCACCCCAAAGUGAAUGCCGGAUUCCUGACUCCAGGUUUUAUGGGGCUAUAUGUGGUGUUCCUCUGCUGGUCUGCCAUCAGAAGUGAACCUGCAGAAGAGAGAUGCAUCCGGAAAGCAGAAUCGCCAACUGGAAAAGGAGACUGGUUCACCAUCAUAAGCUUUGUUGUAGCGGUCCUCACAAUUGUCAUCGCAACAUUUUCUACUGGAAUUGAUUCAAAAUGCUUUCAGUUCAAGAAGGAUGAUGCACCAGAAGAAGAUGAUGUACCAUAUGGUUAUGGAUUCUUUCAUUUUGUCUUUGCGACAGGAGCUAUGUAUUUUGCAAUGCUAUUAAUUGGAUGGAAUCCUAAUCACGCCAUGAAGAAGUUUACAAUAGAUGUUGGUUGGACAAGUACUUGGGUAAGGGUAGUGAAUGAAUGGCUUGCAGUUUGUGUUUACAUAUGGAUGCUCGUGGCUCCGAUCAUAUGGAAAAGCAGGCAAGUUGCAACAUCAAAUGUGUGACAGACAAACUUCACAUUGCUAAGAUUUCUCCAAAUUCUUAUGGCUGGCCUUUGUGGUUUUCAUGCCUGUCCCCGAAAACAGAAGGAAAAAAAAAAGUCUCCACUAUUUGAAAACAAAUAUCCUAUCUAAUCACCUCUCUCCAAGCUAAAAACACUAUAGAAUAUGGAGUGGAGGAAGUAAGUCUGAAUAAUUUUAGCCCUUUGUAUCUGGAAAGCAGAUCUUUAUACAUGUAAAUGUCAUAGCUUAUGUAACUUAUAGAAUCUUGAUUUCUUGAUUUUUUUUUCU